AUGUCUGAAUCUGAUGCACAGUGUGCCCUCAAUGUGGACGGCUCUCUUAAGGAUGCCAAGGAUAUGGUCUUUUACAACGAUCCUGACGAUACUGUCCCACUUAGCGCUCCCUCCUCUGCCCAGCCAGCCUCAUCUACUAGUACUACUCCCACAGGCUUAGACACCUUCUCUGUGCUACUGCAGACUGGGCGCAAACCGGCGCCACUUACUGCAGGUUCUCGAUGCUCUAUUUGCACCUCCAAACCUUCUGCUUGCCUCUGUGAUGCCGACAAUGCUUGUUCUUCAACAAGCCGCAAGUGCGCGUUAUCUAGUGCAACUGAGCAGCUAGUUAGGAAAAAGGUUGUGUUACAGCUCUCAGCUCCAUUAUCUGACAAUGAAUUGGCUGGUGCCGACACGGAUAUUGAUACUGAUCUUGGUGCUCCUGGUGCUGGUCAAUCAGAUGAGGCCGAAGAUGAAGAUGCACCAGAUAAACCUGAGGACAAACCUGAAGAUCUUCUAGACACCACUCUCCGAGCCGCAUUGUCAAAGACUGAGCGUACCGCUGAUGUUCGCACCAUCUUCACUUGCGACAGCAAACAUUGGGUAUACAAACCUUGCAACAAAUACAACCUUUCACAGAGGUAUCUCUACACUACGCACGCACAUUUGUCGCUUCACUCGCUACAGUACCCUACACUUGCAUGCAUCGCACAAGACUAUCUACCUAUUCAAGGCAGCUCCGUUCUCUCCGAGCAGGCAUUCUCAAGUGGAGGAAUCACUUCCACUGUGUUGAAGGGAGCAUAUAGGAAUGGGCACCUUUCUGCAGCAGUAGAGGCUGAGGGACAUGCAGCUUUGUUGGACAUGUAG
Molecule: messenger RNA, 846 nt
Organism: Suillus subalutaceus
Lineage: Eukaryota; Fungi; Basidiomycota; Agaricomycetes; Boletales; Suillaceae
Exons: 4
Coding region: 1-846 (281 amino acids)
Source: RefSeq, a predicted model, not a curated record